This is a messenger RNA of Pseudovirgaria hyperparasitica, 2797 nucleotides long. RefSeq lists its product as uncharacterized. Lineage: Eukaryota; Fungi; Ascomycota; Dothideomycetes; Acrospermales; Acrospermaceae. Bases 108 to 2615 code for a protein of 835 amino acids. The transcript has 3 exons. The record is from RefSeq and is a predicted model, not a curated record.
AAUUGCGGCGCCCUUUUCUUCUUUUCUCUGCAAUUCUCUUCGCUGGAUCUUCACAGUCAGCACGCAUGAUUGAGCUGUGCGCCGUAUUUUGAUGAGAUUAUGACUUUAUGGACAAUAUACGCUCACUGAGUGUUGGGCAGGCGUCUGGUUUACUUGCUCUUGGCACACAAAUUGCCACAUAUACGAUUCCUCUACUGGUAGGCCUGUUCCUCCUCAGAUAUCAUAAUAAAGAGGCCUCGGCUGCGACAUGGUCUGUCAUAGCUCGCCAGCUGCAUUCUUCGUCAUGGCCGUCGCUACUUCGCACAGACUCUGCUGCAGUAAGGAAUGUGGAAAGGCGCGUCACGAGCAUGGUCUUCACCGGUGGACUUCUUAGUUUACUCACUCUGGUUGCCGGUAUUGUCACACCUCUGGGCUUUCAUGAAGAAGUCCAGAUCGUUGGAAAUCAAACAGUCGAAUUUAGCUAUCUUCGCGAUGUAACGUCGUUCGGCAAAGCCACUCAACACCGACCAGAAAAACCGCUCUCCCGGGAUUGUGGAUCUCCAACUCAGGUUUGCCCUGGAGCGGCAAUCGAUGGUCCAAAUGUUACCGUUUCUGUGAGAGGGGGGGUCCUACAGGUCCAGCCCUCCACAGCAGAUAUUCCGCAGGAUAUCUGGAGAUUCUUCACAAGCUACUCAAAAGUGUCGACCGUGGCUAGCAUCUUCGAUCUCCAGUACAGAUUUUGGAAACGAUCCUUCUCCGCAAAUAUCGACUCCAAUCAACCUUAUGUGUCUGGCUUAUACCGACAGGUCAACAAUCUUAUUCCGCUUGGCUAUGGCACUAUGCUCAUUGAAGGCAACGUCGUGGAUAUGGAGCACGGCGGGAUCGGAUAUCGCAAUCACUCGGCUCCAGAGGUGUCAGCUACUUGGGAGGAAGACAUUCUCUGGGUAGCACCAGAUCUGUCUUGUGCCAGUACAAACCUGUCUUUCGAAAUGACCCUUCAACCUGGGGAUGACCCUGAUGAUUUUCCGUUGACCGAUGUGGAACUCGUCGAUGACGGUGGCUUUUCGAACAUGUGGUCUGGGGAUUUGAAGUCCAUCUCCCAAGGUAUCGAGAGUUUGGACGUUCAAACACGCGCGACCGAAGUUGCCCAAGUUCAAAACAAACUGCUUAGUAUGAUAUUCAACAUCACAGAUCCAACAACCAGCGGACGAUAUCCCCUCGACCUCCAAGCCAUGAACAGCAGUCUCAGCACCCUGCUAUUCCCUCUUAAGCCGACAAGCACCAGUCUAGACGUGUCUUGGUAUGGCUUACCUAUAGUAACCAUGAAUACAGAUGGUUCAUUAAACACACCAACUGGCCGACUUGAUAUCGCUGAGCAAUAUCCGUACCAAUACGCCGCCUACCUCCUCACCCAGCUCCAGCAUUUUUGCACUGGCGGCGCCAGCGACCAAAGCACCUUCGACGGCACGCCCACUAUGGCAUGCAGCUACUUCCUCAGUUCACCGUAUCGCAUCGACUCCGGAUCUGUACUUGAGGAAGAAGCGGGCUCUCGGUGGAAAACUAGCAUCCGCAUCUGCGCAGGCACCGUCCGCGCCUCUGUCAAGACCAUCUCUUACACCCACAAUUCCUCUGCUACCCCAUCCCUGGAUAACACUAAAGUCACGGCGCUUAGAGACAAAUCUUAUGCCAGCGAAUCCGAGUAUCCUCUUUGGGCAACUGAAGACUGGCGUUCUCCGGGCAAAGAGUCAGCGCUAUCAACCCCCUUAUGGGGCCUCGUCUCGCCUGCGGAAGCAGACACACCAGGCUAUACAUAUGUUCGUGCACCGACAUUCCUCCUCCCACCAUCUUCGCCCGCACGCUGGCAAAUGACUGCGACAGGCUCCGGGCGCGCAGAUGUCAACCUCAAAGACAUGUUAGCAGGCACAAUCGCACCGCGAGGUGUUCUGACCCAAGUUCUCACAUCCGCAUUUGCCACGGACCAGAUGUGGCUGCCAAAUUACUCGGGCCUACAUUGUCUUGCUUUACGAAGCAAGUGGGCGGAGAUGAGCAAGACCGCCGAGGGCAGUGCUGAUAUACUAAGCUUGGUAUGGACCGACAUCAUGGCGAGUGUGACGGUAGGGACCAAAAUGCAUCCGUCGAUGGAGGAGAUCGGCCAGGAUUCUUUGACACACCAGACGUAUGUCCAAGUCCGCGCUCCUCGUUUGUCUUUUCACGCUGUCUAUGCCAUUCCCGGCAUUGUUCUUCUCGUGCUCUACACGCUCCUUGCCAUUUUCUCGCUCCCGGUAAUAUUCUCCAAUCGCCCCUUUGCGUUUACCAUGCGAUGUCUUCUGAACAACACCUCGCUCGGACGGAAUGCUGCUGUGGCACAGGAGCAGACGCGCGCGCCGGGCAACUUUCAUGCACGGGCGCAUGCUUAUGUAAGUACUUGGGAGUGGCUGCGCAAGGUGGGCACACUAAAGAUGAGGAUUGGCGAGGAGGUUGUGCCAUAUAUGAGGGGAGCAGUUGGUGGGUAUACCGGCUGGCCCGGAUAUGGGGGAGGAGAGUGGUAUGAAAAUGGCACUGGACCUGGAAUUCAUGUGUGGGCAAGAGAAGGAAGCGAAAGCUUUGUGGAAGUAGCUAGAGAGGAUAAGACUUGAACUGUCUUUUUGUUAACAUCUAUAUAGCGACGUCAUUUUCCGAUACCACUGCCUAUCAAGUCUUACUAGAUUUCUACCCCAAAUUAUGGGUUGAACUACGAUUACGUAUGACUCUAUGGGCCUCAACCAGCGCGCGAGUUGGGCAGAGACCCCCAACCUUUGCGGUCCCCUCACCAGCCAGC